Molecule: messenger RNA, 981 nt
Organism: Penicillium atrosanguineum
Lineage: Eukaryota; Fungi; Ascomycota; Eurotiomycetes; Eurotiales; Aspergillaceae
Product: DUF3716 domain-containing protein
Exons: 1
Coding region: 1-981 (326 amino acids)
Source: RefSeq, a predicted model, not a curated record
AUGGCCAACCGCCGUGGCAUGCGUCCCACUCGUGCCCGUCCGGGUCCUCCUGUUCCUCCUGCUCCUCCGCAUCCUCCGGUUCCUCCGAUCGUUCCCGUUCCUUCGUCUCCUGCUCCGGCUAAGCCCGUUCGUUCCUUCGUCGGCCUGGAUGCUAACAACAAUCCUAUCACCGAAACCUUUCACACUGCUUUCGAGUAUUCCAUCCUGGAUGCUCCCGUUCUGUCCAGUGUCGAUUGGCGUGGUGACAAUCCCCGGGAUUGCAAGACGAUUGUUGCCCUUCGUGCCGCCCGGAUUCACCAAUCUGCCGCGAUCGCUCCUGUUGGCGAGUCGUGUGACAACUGUGCCCGAGGUUCGGGUCCGUUCGUAACUUGUCGUGUCUUGGUGCAUGGUGGUGUUCCCUUCAACAACGGCGGCUGCACGAACUGCAACUUUUCCGGCAACGGAACUAGUUGUUCCUUCCGUUCGACUCCGACGCUACCGGAAUGGGUCCUCACCCUCAUUCGCGCACAAAACCCUGACAGUGCUUUCCUUCGUUCUUCUGGAGCUGCCCGUUCGUUCCCGGCCGAGCCCCAAACUCCUCGGAAGCAGUCUGUCAGUUCUCGUUCGACUCCUCAGAGUCGCAAGCGAAAGGCUUCGCCUGCUUCCCCUUUGUCCGCAAGAUCUACCCAAAUGUCCCCUUUAUCCACGUCUGGCAUCACUGCCUCGCCGCAAGUUCUUGCUCGUCCGCGUCCUGUCGUCCCUUUCCAGUCACGUUGGUACAAGACUCCCACGACCGAUGCCGAUUUCAUUGCGGCUGGCCGUGCGGAGAACUUCGCCAGCAUUCGCGCGGUCUAUCGCGAACUUUCGACAAUUGCUGAACGGGUUGAGGACGAUAUGAUUGCCAUUACUGCGUUCUUGGACAAACAUGAACAGUUCGACACCCCUUCUCCGUCCGAGGACGAAGUUGUGGAGGGCAAUCCCUUCGAUAUGAACGUGGACUAA